AUGGCGAAUAAGGAGGGCAAGAAAAAAGUGCUGGUGGUUGGAGCCGGAGCAGCUGGAAUGUCCUGCGCCUAUCACCUCUCACAACACCCGGACAAAUUCGACGUCACCCUCAUCGACAGCGUGUCAUACUGCGGCGGGCAAGCCUUCUCGAUCCCCAUCGACGCGCAAAAGCACGGCGCGUCAUGGCUGAACCAGGGCGUGCAGGGCGGGUCGUACAUCUUCCACCACACGCUCACCAUGUUCGCGCGGCAGGGCCACGCCGCGAACCCGGUGAACCUGCACGUCUCGUUCGGCAAGGGCGACACCUUCUGGACGAACGUGUACCCGACCAAGCUGCUGAAGCGGCACCAGAAGGAGGUCAAGCGCUUCGCGCGUAUGCUGGGCAUCGUGCGCGCGCUCGAGCUCGUCUUCGCCCUGCUGCCCAUCAAGAUCCUCAUGAAGCUGUUUCGCUUCUCGUACGAGUUCGCCAAUGCCGUCGCACUGCCCAUGGUUGCCCUGUUCCUCGGAACUGGUAACUAUACGCCUGACGUGCCUAGUAUAAUCCUCGAGCGCCUUUGCACUAGUCCCACGUACGGCAUGUGGUUCCCGCCCGACGAUAAGAGCAUUGCGAGUAACGAGCCGCCCAUGGUCGUGUUCCCGAACUUUGGUGUCUUCUACGAGGACUGGCGGAAGGACCUGGUGAAGCGUGGCGUUGAGGUGAGAUUGGCGACGGAGCUGACGCAGGUCGUGCGCCGCGACAAAAAGGGCGUCGUGGUGAAGACCAUCAAGCGCACACCCGCGCCGGAUGGUCAUAAUCCGGCGAGCGCAUGGGCGCCGGAAGAUCCGACGAGCAACGCGGAUGCCGGUGCCGAGGAGACGGAGGAACGGUACGAUGAGUUGGUGCUGUGCUGCCUAGCCGAUACGGCCAAACGCCUGCUCGGCAAGACGGCAUCGUGGCGCGAACGGCGCGUGCUCGGCGCGGCAAAGUUCUCCGACGACAUCACCAUUACGCACUCCGAUGCCGACUACAUGCGCCGCCACUACGAGAACGGGUUCAACCCGGAGCAGGCCGUGUCGAGCCUGAGCGGUGUCGACAUGACGGAGAGGUGCGAGCAUGCGAAGAAGAGCUUCAAGCCCAUGUACUACAUCAAGCCCUACGAGCAGGACAUGACCAAGCUCGAGAUGUGCUUCGACUGCACCAACUAUCAGGCCCAGUUUCCGCCCGAUGUUGACUUUGACGACCACGUCUUUCAGACCAUCUUCCUGAACAAAAAGCGGGACGGCCACCUUUGGACGGACGGUGAAAUUGAUGAGUCGAAGAUCAUUAGGAAGGACUGGUGGCAUCAGCUUUGCCACUCGUGGACCCACUACGCCUUCGUCGUGCCGUGGAUGUGGUUGCUGCAGGGCCGUCGCCGCACCCGCUUCGCCUCGUCCUGGACCAUGAUUAACGCCCACGAGGUCGCCAUCAUGAGCGGUAUCGCCGCCGCGGUUGACCUGGGCGCGAAGUAUCCCGAGGAUCUAGAAAGAGACAAAUUCGCGCUGUUGUGCUUUAGGCUGUACUAUCUGCUCGUGUACGGCAGGUGGUAUAGUAGGAAAGCGGUGAAAAAGGGCGAGGGCCAGGAUUGGGCGUCGGGGCUCUAUGGCAGUGUGUACAAGGGACCGGGUGUUGUUGAGGAGGAAAGGUUGAUGUGGAAAGAGGAGGUAAAGAGGGGAAAUUCGCUGGAAGCGAAACGCAAUCGAGAGUAA
Molecule: messenger RNA, 1725 nt
Organism: Lasiodiplodia theobromae
Lineage: Eukaryota; Fungi; Ascomycota; Dothideomycetes; Botryosphaeriales; Botryosphaeriaceae
Product: putativeflavin-containing amine oxidasedehydrogenase
Exons: 3
Coding region: 1-1725 (574 amino acids)
Molecular function (GO): oxidoreductase activity
Source: RefSeq, a predicted model, not a curated record